AUGGCGUUCAAUUUGAAAGGACUUAGCGAUUUGCUGCCUAGCUGGCCUGCUCAGAGCUCAGACGAAGAAGACUCCCGGCCUCAGACUGGUGAUAGUGCUGACCCAGACACUCUGGAGCACACCGAAUCAAUCACAUUGGCUAUUGCAGACCCGCAGCCCAUCUCAUCUGGUCCUAAGAGCUAUCUCGAUCUCAUCAAGGAAUGCGACAACUUUCCCUACUACCAAACAGACCCGAAACUUUUCUUCGCCCACAUCAACACCUACUACGCACUCUACGUCAAAGACUACCCCGAGACAGAAUUGGGAUACAUAUUGCCAUCAGUGGCAGAGGUCUUUCGGGGUCUUCCCGACUGGAAGAUCAAUGAUGAAGACCGCAGCCUGAUACUCGUGACAGGGUCAACGGAGGAGGAGAGGAGUAAGGUGGUGGAAGCUACAAUACGAGCGAUGCACGCGACAAACCAUUUCAAAGUUCUUGCCAAGUGGAGAGAUGAGCUGUACCCCGUGUAUGGACCCAAGGGAGAGCUGCUUUUCAGCUUAGAGAGAGCAGCCAGUGCUCUGUUUGGUAUCGUCACCUAUGGCAUUCACAUGACAGCAUACGUCAAGAGCAAAACAGACGACGGAAAGGAUCAGAUGAAAAUAUGGGUACCCAAGCGUGCGGUCACCAAGCAGACAUAUGGUGGAAUGCUCGACAACACAGUUGCCGGAGGUAUUGCGACUGGCGAGAAACCAUUUGAAAGCUUGGUACGCGAGUCGGCGGAGGAGGCCAGUCUGCCAGAGGACGUUGUCCGAGAUGGCGCCAAGGCGGUGGGAUCGGUGACCUACUUCUACAUUCGGGACGAGCGCGCUGGCGGCGAGACCAAGUUAUUGCAGCCUGAGGUCCAGUACGUGUACGAUCUGGAGCUCUCCGAAGAGGUGGUGCCCAAGCCAUCCGACGAUGAAGUUGAGCGAUUCGAUCUCCGGACGAUAGAUGAGGUGAAGGAUUCAUUGAGGAACGGCGAGUUCAAGCCAAACUGCGCGCUUGUCAUGAUUGAUUUCUUCGUGCGACACGGCCUGAUAACGAUGGAGACGGACGAGGGCUACAUCGAAAUGGUAUCGAGGAUGCAUCGCCGGCUCGAGUUUCCAACGCUAUGA
Messenger RNA from Ramularia collo-cygni, 1131 nucleotides. Its product is annotated as related to thiamin pyrophosphokinase-related protein. The coding region runs from base 1 to 1131 and encodes 376 amino acids. The record is from RefSeq and is a predicted model, not a curated record. Gene Ontology annotation, molecular function: 8-oxo-dGDP phosphatase activity. Lineage: Eukaryota; Fungi; Ascomycota; Dothideomycetes; Mycosphaerellales; Mycosphaerellaceae. The transcript has a single exon.